AAGAAAUGGAAGGAGAUACAACAAGGAUAUGCAAGAUCGCAACCUUUAAUCUCAACCAAUGGGCGAUGGACUUUGAACAUAAUAAAGCUAAUAUUAUUGAAUCCAUUAAGCAAGCUGAAAAGGAAGGAGCGAGUAUUAGGUUUGGACCUGAACUUGAGAUUCCAGGGUAUAGCUGUGAAGACCAUUUCCUUGAGAUGGAUACAACCAAUCAUUCAUGGGAAGUACUUGCUGAGAUCAUUGAGGAAGGAUAUACUGAUAAUAUCAUAUGAGAUAUAGGAAUCCCUGUGUAUCAUAAAACAUUUCUUUACAAUUGUAAAGUUGUUGUUUAUAAAAGACAGAUUCAUUUACUUAGACCAAAGAUCCAGCUCUGAUUUGAGCAAAAUUACAGAGAAACCAGAUAUUUCCAAGCAUGGACCAAUAUUAAAAGAGUUGAAGACUUCACUUUGCCCAAAGUGAUCACCAACAUAACAGGCCAAAAGAAAACAAAAAUUGGAGUUGCUAUAGUAAAGCUAAACGAUACAGAAUAUGCUCAUGAAAUCUGCCAAGAAAUGUACGAACCUUCAAAUCCAGCUGCUGAGCUGUAUCUUGAUGGUGCAGAGAUUAUUUGCAAUAGUUCAGGAUCUCACCAUCACUUAAGAAAGUUAAACAAGAGGCUACAGCUCAUCACUACUUCUACACACAAGAGUGGGGGAGUAUACGUGUACUCUAACCAACAAGGCUGUGAUGGAUCAAGACUUUACUAUGAUGGGAGCUCCAUGAUCGCUAUGAAUGGACAAGUCAUUAAGCAAGGCUCCCAAUUCAGCAUCAAAAACCUUGAAGGAGUCUACGCUGUUGUUAACCUUGAUGAUGUCAGAAAUUAUAGAAGAGAAAUCAGAAACAAAAGUCUCAGAGAUCCAGAUGAGCCUGAAUUCCCAAGAAUCGAGAUUGAUUAUAAUCUGUGCCAACAUGAUUUCUUGGAUCUUACAGAGCCUCAAGGAGAGAUUAGGAUUCAUAAACCAAUGGAGGAAAUUAGUCUAGGUCCAGCUUUAUGGCUGUGGGACUAUCUCAGACGCUCAGGUGCCAGAGGAUAUUUUCUACCACUAUCUGGAGGACUUGACAGUGCAUCAGUUGCAACAAUUGUUGGAUCAAUGUGUCACCUUGUGUUCAGUGCUAUCCAUGAUGACAAUGACGAGCAAGUUCUUGAAGAUCUUAGAAAUAUCACCAGACAAGAUGACUUCACACCAGAGUCACCAAAAGAUGUGGCAGCACAAGUUCUGAACUGCUGAUACAUGGGGACCAAGAACUCUUCUGAAGAAACACUCAAGAGAGCUAAAGCUUUGUCUGAAGACAUCGGGUUCAAAUUCUACAAUGUUGAAAUCGAUGAUUUGUUUGAUGUAACAAAGACACUGUUUCACAACUUGACUGGCAAAGAACCCAAAUUUGAAGCACACGGAGGAACAUAUAAUGAAGACCUUGCUCUCCAAAAUAUUCAAGCUAGACAGAGAAUGGUGAUGUCUUACCUAAUGGCUCAGCUAAUGCCAUGGGUUAAUGAGCAAAAUGGAUUUUUAUUGGUUUUAGGCUCAGCAAAUCUUGACGAAGGUCUAAGAGGAUAUAUGACCAAAUAUGACUGCAGUUCAGCAGAUAUCAAUCCGAUUGGUGGAAUUAAUAAAAGUGAUUUAAGAUCCUUCAUUGCCUAUGCAAAAGACCAUUUUGAAUAUUCAUCUCUGCAAGAUAUUCUUGAGGCAAACCCUUCUGCAGAGCUUAGACCAAUUGACGAUAAGACAAAAGAUUCUACUCAAAUUGAUGAAGAAGAGAUGGGAAUGACUUAUGAUGAGCUAAACCAAUUUGGAAGACUCAGAAAGAUUCAUAAAUGUGGCCCAGUAUCAAUGUUCAAAGAGUUACUUCUAAUCUGGAAGCAUCUCACUCCAGAAGAGGUUGCUACUAAAGUAAAGAGGUUCUUCUUCUACUACUCCGUAAACAGACACAAAGCCACUACUCUCACUCCAGCUUACCACGCUGAAGACUACGGUACUGAUGACAACAGGUUCGACCACCGCCAGUUCCUCUACAACACCAGUUGGGAUUACCAAUUCAAAAGAAUUGAUAAGCUAGUGAAGCACUACACCGAAAAGAAGAAGGAGGUCUAA
Molecule: messenger RNA, 2126 nt
Organism: Moneuplotes crassus
Lineage: Eukaryota; Ciliophora; Spirotrichea; Euplotida; Euplotidae
Source: the annotation of a GenBank genome assembly